AGUCAGAUAUAGAAAUAAAGAUGACUAAUGCUAAGCUUUUCAUAUUUCAACAAUCCAACUGUCGGUUCAUUUGUACUUCAGUAACCGCAUAGACUUUGAGAAAGAUAGUUUGAAUUUUGUGUAAAAUACUAAUAAAGCUAUGGAAAAGGAAGUUCAACAAAGAAGUCAUAGUUGUAAAACUUGUCAAGCACAUGUGCUUAACAUUUCCGGAAAAGUGGAGUCAAGCCAAAGCGUUUCCUGUCUUGAAAAUAAAAUUCUAUCGGUUCCUGAUCUGCCAGUAAUAAGUCCAAAAUCAUUUCCGAUUAUAAUGGGUAGAAUACUAUUGAGAUCUAAUUGCCCGCCGGAACCCGUAACAAAAGUGAAUCUAACCGACUUUGAGCAGAAUCUGUGCUUCUUGUGCAUGGAGAAACCAUCGUUGGGAAAGCGAGUGUAUCACAUGUUCGUCACAAAUGAAAUGGAUAUAGAAAAGGACUAUCUGAAAGUGCGAAAAACCUACGAGAAAAAUAAGGACAUCGUAAUCGUGGACCAGCUAACACUUUACACCCUUUGUGCGCGAUCCUUGUACCACAGAGUUCAGAAUAAGUUAACCGAUGUCAAGUGGAAUAAGCACCGAAAUGUUUUUGAGAUGAAAAAAAUUGGGCUAAAGGACAAUUUGAACCUUUGGAACAAGUUGUAUGCGCUGGAAAACGAAGAGAGGGCAAAGCUAUUUAACUAUACUAAGUUCCUAAGCGCAACGAAAAGCUAAACAUAUUUGUUUUCAUACCCCUUUACUUUAAAUGGUAUUAUACAAUUUUAACAUUUGUGAAAUAAAGUUAUAUGCAUCAGAUGGUCCACCCUAAUCAAAAAACAUAUGAUUGCCAUUCUCUGGAAAACUUUCAUUAUCGAGCUCAUCACUAAUUCUGUGCUUUGCUUGUGAACUUUUGUGUUGUGAAAUAGCAGAGUAUUUCGAUACCUUACAAAACAAUCCAUCUAUUUAACGAGUGGUUUUUGACCAACACAACUCAGUAUUGGCAUAUAAACAUUAAAGGGGAGACAUUACAAAAUUCUAAAAAUUAUAACCAUGGAAGCUGAAGCUCAUGAAUGUAGAGCACCUGUAUCUGCAAACAUAAGUGAU
Molecule: messenger RNA, 1114 nt
Organism: Drosophila simulans
Lineage: Eukaryota; Metazoa; Arthropoda; Insecta; Diptera; Drosophilidae
Exons: 1
Coding region: 140-745 (201 amino acids)
Source: RefSeq, a predicted model, not a curated record